CGCCGGUGCCUUUGUGCGCUGCGCCGCGGCCACGCCCCUCUCGGCCACCACUUUCCGCCCCGGGGCUCUUGUGCCUUAUCAACCUGGGAAGAGUUGUGCAGAGAUGGGGUCAGGUGGGAAGUUGCGGGUCACGGUGGACUGUGAAAGAGGCGGAAGUUCAGACUGAGAUUUAUGCCCAAGUGAACCCGGGAGUUGAGCAGCUGUCACCAGAGCACUGUCUUGUUCUGGUGCCCGGGACCCUUCACUGCUGUCGGCCUCGAAGGUCCUGGGUUCCUGCCUUCUAGCUGGUCUGUUGGGCUUUGAGAAGGAGCUCUGCUGAGCGUGGUUUUUGGGGAGGCACAGGGUCCAAAGCCCUUUUACUUUCUGAGGAUGGGAAGAUCCUGGCAGAAGCAGAUGGACUGAGCACAAACCACUGGCUGAUUGGCACAGACAAGUGUGUGGAGAGGAUCAACGAGAUGGUGGACAGGGCCAAACAGAAGGCUGGAGUGGAUCCUCUGGUACCCCUUCGAAGCCUGGGCCUGUCCCUGAGUGGUGGGGAGCAGGAGGAUGCAGUGAGGCUCCUGAUAAAGGAGUUGAGGGACCGAUUUCCUUGCCUGAGUGAAAAUUACUUAAUCACCACUGAUGCAGCAGGUUCCAUUGCCACAGCUACACCGGAGGGUGGGAUUGUGCUCAUCUCUGGAACAGGCUCCAACUGUAGGCUUGUCAAUCCUGAUGGCUCUGAGAGUGGCUGCGGUGGCUGGGGCCACAUGAUGGGAGACGAGGGCUCAGCUUACUGGAUUUCACACCAAGCUGUGAAGAUUGUGUUUGACUCUAUGGACAACCUGGAGGCAGCUCCUCAUGAUAUUGGCUAUGUCAAACAGGCCAUGUUCAACUAUUUCCAGGUGCCAGAUCGGCUGGGAAUUCUCACCCACUUGUAUAGGGAUUUUGAUAAAUCCAAGUUUGCUGGGUUUUGCCGGAAAAUUGCAGAAGGUGCACAGCAGGGAGACCCUCUUUGCCAGCACAUCUUCAGGAAGGCUGGUGAGAUGCUGGGCAGACAUAUUGUAGCAGUGUUGCCAAAGAUUGACCCGGUUUUGUUCCAAGGGAAGCUUGGCCUCCCCAUUCUGUGUGUGGGCUCAGUGUGGAAGAGCUGGGAGCUGCUGAAGGAAGGCUUUCUCCUGGCGCUGACCCAGGGCCGAGAUCUGCAGGCACAGAACGCUUUCUCCAGCUUCACCCUGAUGAAGCUCCGGCAUUCUUCUGCCCUGGGGGGUGCCAGCCUCGGUGCCAGGCACGCUGGACACCACCUUCCCAUGGACUACAGCACCAACGCCAUCGCCUUCUAUUCCUACACAUUCUAGAGUCUGCCCACCUCCCCAUCCCAUGACCGUGAACGUUGGAAGGGGGUCUUCCUCUUCAGAAAUACAUGUGGAAGAAAUAAAUGCACUUUACUCCCUUCCUCAGGA
This is a messenger RNA of Meriones unguiculatus (Mongolian gerbil), 1439 nucleotides long. It is a transcript of the gene Nagk, whose product is annotated as N-acetylglucosamine kinase. Bases 456 to 1334 code for a protein of 292 amino acids. The record is from RefSeq and is a predicted model, not a curated record. The transcript has 10 exons. Gene Ontology annotation, molecular function: N-acetylglucosamine kinase activity. NCBI's taxonomy places the organism in Eukaryota, Metazoa, Chordata, Mammalia, Rodentia, Muridae.